Helianthus annuus (common sunflower) is the source of this 1688-nucleotide messenger RNA. Its product is annotated as caffeic acid 3-O-methyltransferase. NCBI's taxonomy places the organism in Eukaryota, Viridiplantae, Streptophyta, Magnoliopsida, Asterales, Asteraceae. The transcript has 4 exons. The coding region runs from base 72 to 1172 and encodes 366 amino acids. The record is from RefSeq and is a predicted model, not a curated record. Gene Ontology annotation, biological process: methylation. Gene Ontology annotation, molecular function: S-adenosylmethionine-dependent methyltransferase activity; O-methyltransferase activity; protein dimerization activity.
CAUAUUAUAUCUUGUAUCACAUAAAAAAUUAAAAGGAUACACAUAUAACAAUUAUUUCAUUUGUCAAGCAGAUGGGUUCAACAUCAGCCUCUGUGAAUGUUCCACUGGAAGCAAACCAAGAUGAUCAAUCUUUCCUAUUUGCAACGCAAUUGGCAUCUGCAUCUAUCUUGCCAAUGGUGUUGAAAACCGCCAUCGAGCUUGAUUUGCUUGAGACCAUUGCGAAAGCUGGUCCAGGUGGUUCGCUUUCAUCUUCUGAGCUGGUGGCUCAGCUUCCCAAGGUCGUUAACAACCCCGAAGCACCAGUGAUGGUGGACCGGAUUUGUAGACUACUGGCUAGCUAUUCUGUGCUCACUUGUACUCUCAAGGAGACUGCGGAUGGGUGUGCUGAGCGGUUCUAUGGUGUGGCUCCGGUGUGCAAGUUCUUCACCAAGAAUGAUAGUGGUAUUUCGUUAGCACCCUUGUUGCUCAUGAACCAGGACAAGGUUUUCAUGGAGAGCUGGUACUAUCUAAAAGACGCGGUUUUGGAUGGUGGAAUCGCUUUCAACAAAGCUUAUGGUAUGCCGUCAUUCGAAUACCUUGGCAAAGAUCAAAGAUUUAAUAAGGUUUUCAACAGUGCAAUGUUUAAUUGUUCCACCAUGACCAUGAAAAAGAUUGUAGAUUUGUAUGAUGGUUUUAGUGGUCUGAAAACCCUAGUUGAUGUUGGUGGUGGCACUGGUGCAAGCCUUAACAUGAUCAUCUCUAAACAUACUUCACUCAAGGGUAUAAACUUUGAUUUGCCACAUGUUAUUGAAGAUGCCACAACUUAUCAAGGUAUUGAGCAUGUUGGAGGAGAUAUGUUUGAAAAUGUACCGAAAGGAGAUGCUAUAUUUAUGAAGUGUAUACUUCAUGACUGGAGUGAUGCACAUUGCCUACAAGUUCUCAAGAAUUGCUACAAAUCAAUUCCGGAAAAUGGGAAAGUGAUUGUGGCUGAAUGCAUUCUUCCCGAAGAACUCGGCUCGACUCCAACUACCCAAAAUGUAAUACUCGUCGACGUGAUUAUGUUGGCUCACAGCCUGGGUGGCAAAGAGAGAACUGAGAAAGAAUUUGAGGCUUUAGCUAAAGAGGCGGGUUUCAAAGGUUUCAACAAGGUUGUGUGUGCUCUCAAUACAUGGGUUAUGGAAUUUUGCAAAUAGACUUCCAUUUAGAUAAUAAUAAUAAUAAUAAUAAUAAUAAUAAUAAUAAUAAUAAUAAUAAUAAUAAUAAGACAUCAAAUGUAAUUUACGGUGUUUUUUUAGUGAUAAUAAUACAUCUUCUGAGUUGUUUUUGCAAAAGGUUGUUUUCAUAUCUUGAACCUGUGAUGUACGGGUCACAUGACAACAAACCUUACUAUUACUCCUGAUUUGUAUAAACCAAUUACCAACCAAGUGAUUGUUGGCAACCAGACCCGGCUCUUGGGCCAGCCAAGCUGGGUAGGCACCCAAGGCCCAAAAAUAUUAGGGGCCGGUAGAUUUUAUAGGUUUAUUAUGUUACUUAUACAUAAAAGGCCCAAAUGCUGGAGAUUAAGGCCCAAGCACCGAAGAAAAGGCUCAAAGUCUGAUCGAUAGUUAACCCUUGUGUGUGGGGCCUGUACGCUCAAAAAAAGAAAAGAAAUUAAAUUUGCGUGAAUCAAUGAUCAUCUUGUACGCUAAAAACAAGACGACAGUUCAAUG